Molecule: messenger RNA, 1644 nt
Organism: Neltuma alba
Lineage: Eukaryota; Viridiplantae; Streptophyta; Magnoliopsida; Fabales; Fabaceae
Exons: 4
Coding region: 212-1171 (319 amino acids)
Molecular function (GO): acyltransferase activity, transferring groups other than amino-acyl groups
Source: RefSeq, a predicted model, not a curated record
GUCAUAAGUAGGACUUGGAUGGAUCCAGUGUCGAGUUAAAUUAGGUGGUUGGAUUUCGUUCACAACCCUGCUUUCCAGUUUCACCACUUCUCUUUUAUCCCAAGAUGACCCAUGAAUGGUGACAUACGUUUCUGCUGCUGUUCUCAUGACUUCGCAUCCUUUCUGAAAUCUAAUUCUGCUACCCCUGCAAGCAACAUUCCCAUUUCACUCCAUGGCUGCAGCUAUUUCACUCUCCCUUCCUUUGGAUCCACAAAAUCUUCUUUGUCCCUGUCGCCUCCGACCCACUACUCUCUCUAGACCUCUGCAAUCUCGUUUCUUUACUCGGUUAUCACCCAUCUAUAAAUACCCACUUACUACGUUCCAUAGAGAGGGCUUGUGCAGCUUCAAGUCUUCUUCCUCUUCCUCUUCCUCCCACUCUUCAACAACACCCACAACCCCAACCUCUUCGCACCACGAUGACCCCUUUCGCACCGGGCGAUUUCUGAGUAAUGAAGAGCUCGAAAAGCUCAGAUUCCUUCAAAAUUUCCUAUAUUUUAAGGAAUUGGAAUCUGGGUCUUUGUGGGUUCGGGUAAUGGGGGCGGAGGAAAUGGACAUGACCAUUGGGUUGCUUGCCGAAUCCUUUGCUGAGUCAAUGGUAUUACCCGUGGGUUAUGUUUCUGUGUUGAAGUUUUUGGUGAGGCAGUACUUGAUGGAGAGAAAAAUUCAAAUGCCGCACAUGGCUACACUUAUCGGUUUUUACAAGGAAACUGGGGAAGGUGGUGAAGAACAAGAAGUGCAGUUGGCAGGGACCGUGGAGGUUUGUUUUAACAAGAUGGGUGCCAAUGCUUCUCCUCCAACACCAACGCCUCCCAAAGAUUCGCCUUACAUAAGUAAUAUGGCCGUAAAAAUGUCUUUUAGGAGGAGGGGCAUUGGUUGGCAUCUUCUAAAGGCAGGCGAGGAGCUAAUUUCUCAGAUGAGUUCCUCAAGAGAAGUUUAUUUGCAUUGUAGAAUGAUUGAUGCAGCUCCGCUUAACAUGUAUAAAAAGGCAGACUACAAAAUUGUAAAGACAGAUAGCGUAUUAGUUCUGCUGAUGUUGCAGAGACGCAAGCACCUGAUGCGCAAGAAACUUCCUCUCUUGAGUAACCCUCCAGAGUCAGCCGCAUCAGAAUCUGAUACAGAAACGUUUGCAUGAGGACAGAAGCAGUAGCAACAAUCAUCAUGGUGGGUUGAAUUAUGAAUAGGGAUCAAAUAAGUGGUUCAGGGAUCCCUACCUGAAUCCCCCUAUGUAUAGGGCUGAGAAACUAUGUAUAGCAGGUUCCCGUUAUGCAUAUAUUCAUACACCAGGAACCGGUGCUUUCCAUCAGCGCAAUAGCCUAUUAGAGAAACAAGAUUCGGGUGGUCAAGUCUACUCAAGAUGUCAACUUCAACACGGAACUCUCGCUCUCCUUCUGCUUCUUUAAUUGCUGGCAGAUCCAUUUUCUUGAUUGCUACAACCUGUAGAGGAAGACAAUAACAUGUUAACAUGUCUUCGCAUGUUGUUACAAAAUCUUGUUGGUUUACUUUGCCAUGAAUUACUGUUUUCUACUGUUUAUAUUAAAUGGUGGUAUCACUAACAGUUUAAAAGCUCUAAAGCCCGAUUUGUUUAUUGAAUCAGUAUUAAAAGAA